AUGGUUGGGAAGAAGGUUGGUAGUAAUCAGAGUGAUGAUUAUUCGUUCAAAUGGUGGGAGCAUACAUAUAAUAAUGCUGCUAAAAAUAUAGAAAAUAAAAAAACUCGUCUAAAUGAAGAGGAUGGUACAACUGAAACUGUCAAAUUGCCAAAGAAAAGACGAAAAGACGAUGUCACAGAAGAAAAAGAUGUCAUUGUUUACGCACGUUUUCGAAAGAGUUCAAUUUUAAAUGGAACUCACGAAAAAAGUAUACGAGAAGAAACUAACCUUAAACAAGAAUUGAAUAAUCAUAAUGAAAUCAAGUCAAUCCCAACUGUUAGUGAUGAAGAUUUACACCGAAUAUGUGAAGGUCGAACAGCACAUAAGGGGGCUCGUCAUGGAAUUCAUAUGAAUGGUAAACUGAAACGAUUGGAAGAUCAAGAAACAUUAUUGAUUACAAGUGUCGCCAUGAAAACCACAGUUGAAAUAGCUUCAGAUAAGCGAGAGAAAAAAAAGAAAAAAAAGAAACGCAAAUCUGAAGAAGAUGAAGAAUUCUAUUGUAUACUAAAUUCAAUAAUGGUAUCGGGUGCGCACCGAGCAUUUCUGUUUGGUAUAUCAUUUAAUCGUUUUUUUCGUACAAAAAAACUGAAAAUAAUUUUACCAUAUUUAUUUGGAACAGCUACAGCACUCACAUAUACAUAUCAUCGGCAGACAUUUGUAACUCAUGCAUCUAUGCUCGAUUUUGGUGUGAAUACCGAUGCUAAUGAUAUUUAUGAUUCAGCAUUAUUCAUAGCUGAUCCUGUAACAGACAAAACCUUAUUACAAAAAAAUUCUCAAAGUUAUCAAUCACGUAUGGAAAUAUUCAUUAUGAAAUUACAAUAUCAUUUAUGUCGUCAACUAGAAACAUAUGAAGAUGGGGAGAAACAUUUUCAAGUUGAUCGAUGGUUACGGCAAGAAGGUGGUGGUGGUAUUUCAUGUGUACUGCAAGAUGGUGAUGUAUUUGAAAAAGCCGGUGUGAAUAUAUCAGUCGUACAUGGAAAAUUGCCCGUACAAGCAAUUGAACAAAUGCGUUCUAGAGGACAUCAAUUUAUUGCACGUGAUUUACCACUGGAUUUUUUUGCUGCUGGUAUUAGUAGUGUGAUACAUCCACGAAAUCCAUAUGUACCAACAGUCCAUUUUAAUUAUAGAUAUUUUGAAUUAAUAGAUAUUGAUGGUUCCGUGCAUUGGUGGUAUGGUGGAGGUACAGAUUUGACACCGUACUAUUUAGACGAAAGCGAUUGUAAACAUUUUCAUUUAACAUUGAAAAAGACGUGUGAUAAACAUGAUAAAACGUAUUAUAAUAAAUUUAAAAAAUGGUGUGACGACUAUUUUAAUAUUUCCUAUCGUGAUAAUGAACGUCGUGGUGUUGGUGGAAUUUUUUUUGAUGAUUUAAAUGAACAAGGACAAGAAAAAUGUUUUUCAUUUCUGAAAGCAUGUGGAAACAGUGUUAUACCAUCGUAUUUGCCAUUAGUGGAAAAAAAUUAUUUAAAAUCAUAUUCAUUAAAUGAACGUGAAUGGCAGUUGAUACGUCGUGGACGAUAUGCCGAAUUUAAUCUUGUGUUGGAUCGUGGAACGAAAUUUGGACUACAAACCCCCGGUUCACGAAUUGAGAGUAUUCUCAUGUCACUACCAGCUGUUGCCAUGUGGAAAUAUCAAUAUCCAAUUAAAGACGGUUCCGAAGAAAAAAAACUUGUUCAAAUACUGAAAAAUCCAAAAGAAUGGGUAUAG
Messenger RNA from Didymodactylos carnosus, 1746 nucleotides. The record is from the annotation of a GenBank genome assembly. NCBI's taxonomy places the organism in Eukaryota, Metazoa, Rotifera, Eurotatoria, Philodinida, Philodinidae.